AUUUCCUCCAACAUGGAACCAAAUCCUCCCACCAAACGCCGCCUCUCCGCCGAGCAAGAAACCUCAAUCCUCAUCGAAUCUCUCAUCCACGUCAUCUCCGGCAUGCCCGAUGACACCGCCCCGACGUUCUCCCUCCCCGCUGUCGAUAAUUGCAAGCAAUGCGGCGUCGACGGCUGCCUCGGCUGCCAUUUCUUCGAAUCCUCGGUUUUGAGUGAGGACAAGCGGUCGAAGAGGAGGAAGAGGGAGAAAAGGAUUAAGUAUCGAGGAGUUCGGCAACGACCGUGGGGGAAAUGGGUGGCGGAGAUUCGCGAUCCGCGGCGAGCUGUUAGGAAGUGGUUGGGAACUUUCGAUACGGCUGAGGAAGCUGCUCGCGCCUAUGAUAAGGCUGCGAUCGAGUUUCGUGGCGCUCGAGCUAAGCUUAAUUUUUCAUCAGUGGAUCAAGUUAUUGAGUUGACACCGACGGCGGGGACGACAGAGGAAGAGAUAAGUCGUGAAUCUCCAGAUGAGUGGAUAUAUCUAGAAUAGGAUUUACUUAGUUUCGAAAUCAUUUUGAGAAGUAUAAUAAAAUAGCAGUUUUCAAAUUCAUAUUAUUCUUACCUCAUAUUUAAUAUUUUUUACAUGAAUGAUUUUUUUUUUAAUUUGCAUU
Messenger RNA from Phalaenopsis equestris, 646 nucleotides. RefSeq names its product ethylene-responsive transcription factor ERF109-like. The transcript has a single exon. Bases 13 to 525 code for a protein of 170 amino acids. Gene Ontology annotation, biological process: regulation of DNA-templated transcription; ethylene-activated signaling pathway. Lineage: Eukaryota; Viridiplantae; Streptophyta; Magnoliopsida; Asparagales; Orchidaceae. Gene Ontology annotation, molecular function: DNA binding; DNA-binding transcription factor activity. The record is from RefSeq and is a predicted model, not a curated record.